Molecule: messenger RNA, 909 nt
Organism: Fraxinus pennsylvanica
Lineage: Eukaryota; Viridiplantae; Streptophyta; Magnoliopsida; Lamiales; Oleaceae
Source: the annotation of a GenBank genome assembly
AUGAUUUAUUCCACUGGCGAGAUAAAACACACAGAUAUCAAAUUCUUCCGAAAAAUUGUGAACCACGAAAUCAUCACAACCUUUUUUCAGUCUUCUUCCAUCACACGUGCGACAGUAUUUGGCUUUCAAAGUAUCUUGUAUGGUGCGGAGAACAAAAUCUGGACUUUUUGGAUGGACAUUGACCCUUGCCCAUUUAGAAGGGAUAGUCAGGAAGAAUCAUCUGUAGACAUGUGCCAGAUGCAUAACUACAGUAAAACAGUUUCUGACGAUGCUGCAUUUGCCUUUGUUUUUUCCAGUGCUUCUCCUAUUUCCUCAUCAGUAAUAGCCCUUCGACAAAGAUUCAUCCGAAGUUCAUCGCUACCUUCACUAUCGGUUCUUGCUGGUACAUUAUUGUUUAUCAAUGAUGCUGCAUUUGCCUUAGCUUCUGGUACUGCCUUCCCUUUUACCUAUCGAGUUACAGCCCUUCUACGGAAUGAGAACUGCAACGAAUUUCUCCCAAUCCUAUUGCUAGAACGCCAUCUGCCCUUAACUGAUCCCCACACUAGCAUUUGCAUUAGCUCUGAUGUGGUUGGUCCUGAAAACAGUUUUUGUGCUCGCUUUUACAUGGAGCAGGAGACAGCUUAUGGCGGGUCAAUGGAAAGCGGUGUUCAUACAGGUGGUGGUGGAAGGAAUACUCGGGGUCCCACAGCCAAUGUUGCCGUAAUUCUUUCUACAUUUGUUCCAAGAGAGUUUGUGGUUGGUCGUGAAAACAGUUUUUGUGCUCGCUUUUACAUGGAGCAGGAGACCGCUUAUGGCGGGUCAAUGGAAAGCGGUGUUCAUACAGGUGGUGGUGGAAGGAAUACUCGGGGUCCCACAGCCAAUGUUGCCGUGAGACCCCUGCCUCAGCUUAGAAUAAAUUCUGAAGCUUGA